AUGGCAGACUGUCCAACUGACUGGAGCGGCAUCACGCUCGCGUUCCUCACCCAGGCUCAACUCCAGCGACCAGACUUUUGCACCGUCUGCGACUGCCCACUCACGCUAGAUGGAGUGCAGAUCGCCAACAUGGCCUACCGGCCCUCACUAGCCGGCAACGUUCUCUUUGCUGCCAUCUUUGGCGUCUUCUUGGCCGCACACAUAUUCUUAGGACUGCGGUACAAGACGCGAGGUUUCAUGAUUGCCAUGGUAUGCGGUCUGAUCCUCGAGAUUGUUGGCUACGUUGGUCGUAUCCUGAUGAGAUCGCACAUGUUUGAUUUCAACUACUUCAUCAUAUAUCUCGUUUGUCUCACGAUUGGACCGGCGUUUUUCUCGGCUGCCAUCUACCUCACACUUUCGGCCAUCAUCGUCAUCUACGUACCAGAGAGAGCUCGCUUCAGACCGCAGACCUACACGUACAUCUUCAUCACGUUCGACUUAAUAGCGUUGGUUCUGCAAGCAGCUGGGGGCGGCAUCGCGUCCACCGCUGGAACCAAUUCUGCCGCGAAACAGGGCGGCAUCGACGCCAUGGUUGCCGGAGUCGCCUGGCAGGUCGUCUCUUUGGCUUUGUUCGGCUUCUUAGCCCUCGACUACUGGGUCCGCGUGACGCGCCGCGACCCAAGCGUCCAUGAGAUGAACCCAAUGUUUGAGCAGCUGCGCCGCCGUCGCGUGUUUCAGCCUUUCUUCCUGGUCGCCAUUUUCCUUGCAGGCAUCUUCAUCUUUGUACGGUCCGUGUUUCGAUGCGUUGAAUUAUCGGACGGCUUUGACAGCGCCCUCGCCAACGACGAGGUGACUUUCAUGGUGCUCGAAGGGACCAUGAUCAUCUUGGCGUGUGUGCUUAUGACUGUGUUCCACCCAGGUCUUAUUAUAGGAGCGGAGGGGUGGUCGAUUGCGCGUCGGAAGCGUGCGCCAAAGUCGUUUGAGCCGGCGAUGAGGUUGUCGGAGUUGUAG
Purpureocillium lilacinum is the source of this 990-nucleotide messenger RNA. RefSeq lists its product as uncharacterized. The record is from RefSeq and is a predicted model, not a curated record. Gene Ontology annotation, cellular component: fungal-type vacuole; plasma membrane. NCBI's taxonomy places the organism in Eukaryota, Fungi, Ascomycota, Sordariomycetes, Hypocreales, Ophiocordycipitaceae.